CGUGUCCCAUGGUCGCGUCGUGCACCGGCUCUGUUUUUUUCCUUUCCCUUGACUGUGGGAGGGACUUCUGGAGAGGCGUUGCUGCACGUCGACCACUCUUGGAUCAUAUACUUGCUUUUACAGUCACGCAUUUCAUACACAGUGCUCAUCAUCUCACCUAGACGCACCUGUAACAAUCGGCGGAUUUUCGGAAUAAAUCGCACAACAUGGCCAAAUACAUCCAUGUCCCCGACGAGGCGCCCGCUGUGCCCAAAAUAGACGUGACAGUGGACGAAAACGACUACCGACCCGAUGCGCUGAAGCUCAUCAAGGAGCUCCGACCAAACUGGAAGCCCUCUGAGGUCAAAAUGAAGUUCUUCACAGAUGGAAUAACCAACAAACUGCUGGGAUGCUAUGUGGGCCCUGUGAUGAAGGACGUGGUUCUGGUUCGUAUUUAUGGAAACAAAACUGAGCUGCUGGUGGACAGAGACAAUGAAGUGAAGAGUUUCCGAGUGCUGCAGGCCCAUCGCUGUGCUCCUGCCCUGUACUGCACCUUCAAUAACGGACUGUGCUAUGAAUUUCUUCAAGGAACGGCCCUGGAGCCAGAACACAUUCGCAGCCAGCCUGUUUUCCGACUCAUUGCCAGGCAGCUUGCCAAAUACCAUGCCAUCCAUGCGCACAAUGGCUGGGUACCUCAGUCUGACCUGUGGCUGAAAAUGGGAAAGUACUUUGCCCUUAUCCCCAAAUAUUUCAGUGAUCCAGAGCGUCACACAAGACUUACUACAGAGGUGCCCAGUCCGUGCUGCCUCAGAGAAGAGCUGCUUUGGCUGCAGCAGCACCUGUGCCAGCUGGGCUCCCCUGUCGUCCUCUGCCACAAUGACCUGCUUUGCAAGAACAUCAUCUACAACAAGGAAGCUGGAAACGUAAAGUUUAUAGACUACGAGUAUGCUGGGUACAAUUACCAAGCCUACGACAUUGGGAACCACUUCAAUGAGUUUGCAGGUAUCGAUGAGGUGGACUACAGCCAGUACCCUGAUCGGGGCUUCCAGCUGAUGUGGCUGCGCUCCUAUCUAGAGGCCUACAAAGAGCACAAAGGCCAGACCACUGAUGUGACAGACAAAGAGGUGGAGACACUUUACAUCCAAGUCAACAAGUUUGCUUUGGCUUCUCAUUUCUUCUGGGGGCUUUGGGCACUGAUUCAAGCCAAGUUUUCAACCAUUGAUUUUGACUUCUUGGGAUAUGCAGUUGUACGGUUCAGCCAAUACUUCAAGAUGAAACCUGAAGUGACUGUGUUGACCUUACCAGAAUAAGGAUCCAGCCUUCUUCAAUUUCUUCUCCUCUUCCCCUGCUCCCGCCCUGCACUGGCCUCAUACGGAGACUGAAGAGCGCUCUCUAGAGGUCUUUGUAGGAAUGAGCACGACUGGGAGUCCGACCUUUCCAGGUCAAACUCUCCAACAUGUUCUCUUCAGUGAGCAAGUGGAUCACAACCAUCUUAUCCAUUAUUCUCAGUCACACCAUGUUGAAGUAAGGAGGUGCCCAAAUUAUGAUAACUGAAUAUAAAUUAUGUUUAUUUAUUAUAUGUGGGCAAGAGUGGAAAUCCUACUACAAUAAUGUGAAUCUCUCUAUUUAUUUAUACUUCUCAUUUGUUUUAAUAAUAUCAACUUUGUAAUCACAAAUUUAGUCACUGGGAAUUUUGAAACUGUUUAAUCUUUUAAUCAACUUAUUAACUUCAGCCUGUAUGAUAAAUGUAGCAUAUUUACAUACAUACAGCUACAUUUGGAUUUGCUCUUUUAAAGCAAAGAAGUUGAAUAUAGAGACAGUAACUUCAUUUUUUGCUACUAUACCACAUACUUGGUCAGAUUUAAAAAGUGAAAUUUCAUGUUGAGAAAGAAAUAUCAAAAUUCCUUUGGACCUUAAAUGCAGACAGAACGUUUUGUUUGUUGUGGUACGUAAUGGGAAAACAAUGCAACACUAUAAUUAUCUAGUGUUGUCUUAAAUGAACACGUCACUCACCCUGUGACUUCUUUUUUUUUUUUUUUUUAACCACAUGUACUCAUAAUAGUUACAUAAUGUAACCAUUCUGUUCUCAUUGCUGUGCACUUCCAAGAUGGCUUAUUUAACGAGUUGGCAACAACUUGCAGUGCUUAGGAAGACAGGAAUUGGUUUACAAAGUUAAACAGAACUAUAUAAUCUUACUGUAAUUUCAACAUUCCCAUACAGGGGUAUGUUCAUAAUUCAAGUUGGUUAUUGAUGCCAACAGCUAUAGCCAUGUCACUGUAUAUCAAUGUGAUCCGUCAUUCGUCCAGGAGUGGUCCAAGGUAGAAAGUUUCCAAGGUAGUCAUCGAGACAAUGAUUUCAAGACAUUUUGGCUGGCUGCCAUCCAGACGACUUCUUUUGAACCUUUUCUACCAUGCCCCUCCAUAUAAAUACACAUGCACUGUUAAGAAAGAUAUGUUAUCAACACUGCAAUGUAUUUUUUUUUAUGGGGGAGAACCUUAUUGUAUAGCCUCUGUUUAGUUUUUUUUAAGUUGUUUAUUUUUUUGUACUGUAGAUGGGUCUUCUCUUACUGACAGAUUACUAGUAUUGCAUCACUGUUGGCAUUUAUAAUUUGAAGUGCCUCAUUGAAGUUUGCACAAAAGAGCAGAGCUAGUUAAUUACAUUUUUGUUGCUUGAUUUGCAUUUAAAGACACACUACCAGCUUACGAUAGGGACCUGUGAAGCAAAACUGUAAUUAUUAAAUACAAUGGAGUUUAUAAGAUAGUGUACUUUAUACCAUUAAUAAUGUUUAAAUGUGCCUUGAGCAGGUUUUGGCCACUGUAGAGCUCACACCAAAGUGCAAAGUCUGCAAAUUACUGUACAUGAAGCACACUGUAGUAACAAGGGCCAUAACAACAUAGUAUAAUUGUAUAUGUAAAGUUUUCAUGAGGGUUCUGGCUUAACACAGUUACAUGUGUGUACAUGCAAGAAUUCAGAUUCAAAUUCAUUCCUCAUCUGUGGAACAACAUCGGGGUCCAAACCUUGGUUGAUAAAUUACUUUCAUGCUCCCAAACUGGUCUGUUUGGCAGCCUGCAAAGUUACAUGAAGAUGUUACAUAAUUUAAGGUUAAGGUAUGUUGCUUAUGCAAUACAAAUGUGAAGUUCGCAGAUAGACUUGGUAAUGUUUAUGGAUGAUUCAGAAAUUGUUAAUAAAUGUUUAAGCAUCUUCCAUAAAUGGAUAAGUGUAUGUGAAUAGGCAGGCAGUGCUAGCAAUGAGCAAAAAUGUCCCUGAUUCUGGGAACAUGUUUUGGGCAGCACUUACUGGACAUGCUAACUAAUGUGUUUUAAAUAUAUUUAAACUAAAACCAAACAUAUUCCAGCUAAGUUCUGGUUUUCUCUGAAAGAAUCCACACGCGCAGCGCAAAUCAUCUCGCCUUCUAACACUUGUGAUUUUCUGUCUAACAAUGCAAAUGUCCACUGUAGCAUAUGUCAAUAUGUACAGUAAUCUUGUCAAAUAAUCAAUGAUUGUACAUAGAGGGAGGAACUUUAUUUUCUUUUAUAAAAGUUGCAUUUAACAAUAAUUAUUCACUAUUUCAAUACUUUGAAAAUGCUUUUCAAAUAAAAUGUAUUUACCAUUAACUCAA
This is a messenger RNA of Boleophthalmus pectinirostris (great blue-spotted mudskipper), 3598 nucleotides long. RefSeq names its product ethanolamine kinase 1 (gene etnk1). Gene Ontology annotation, molecular function: ethanolamine kinase activity. The record is from RefSeq and is a predicted model, not a curated record. Gene Ontology annotation, biological process: phosphatidylethanolamine biosynthetic process. The coding region runs from base 207 to 1289 and encodes 360 amino acids. The transcript has 8 exons. Lineage: Eukaryota; Metazoa; Chordata; Actinopteri; Gobiiformes; Gobiidae. Gene Ontology annotation, cellular component: cytoplasm.